Paraphaeosphaeria sporulosa is the source of this 681-nucleotide messenger RNA. RefSeq names its product V-snare-domain-containing protein. Gene Ontology annotation, biological process: vesicle fusion; endoplasmic reticulum to Golgi vesicle-mediated transport. The coding region runs from base 1 to 681 and encodes 226 amino acids. The record is from RefSeq and is a predicted model, not a curated record. NCBI's taxonomy places the organism in Eukaryota, Fungi, Ascomycota, Dothideomycetes, Pleosporales, Didymosphaeriaceae. Gene Ontology annotation, molecular function: SNAP receptor activity. The transcript has 3 exons. Gene Ontology annotation, cellular component: cis-Golgi network; SNARE complex; Golgi medial cisterna.
AUGUCCUCGACCGGUGGAGGAUGGGCACAACUGCGCCAGCAAGCACGCGCUCUCGAGCUCCAGACAGAGUCGCUAUUCCACACCUAUUCACAGUUCGCCAACGCUCCGAAUAUCCCCACAAAACCAUCAGACGAAGAAGUCCGAACAGAAUCACAUCUCGAGGAAGUACUUGAAAAGAGAGAAGCUCUCGUCGGCCAGCUCUCCCGCCUCCUCGACUCCGAAUCCGCACACUCGUCUUCCGCCGUAAAACAAAAUAACCUCGCCCGCCACCGCGAAAUAUUAUCAGACCACCGCCGCGACCUCUCCCGCUUAAAAUCUACCAUCACCGAUGCGCGCAACAAAGCCAACCUCCUCUCCAACGUCCGGUCAGACAUCGAUGCGUACCGCUCCGCGAACCCCGAGAAUGAAGAGGCAGAAUACAUGCUGGAUGAACGGAGAAGGAUCGACAACUCGCAUAGCAUGGCCGAUAACGUGCUGAGCCAGGCGUACGCUGUAAACGACAACUUCCGGAUCCAGAGAGAGACGCUUUCGAGUAUCAAUAGGCGGAUAGUUGGCGCUGCGAGCCAGGUGCCGGGGAUUAACAGUUUGAUAGGCAGGAUUGGGGCGAAGAAGCGGAGAGACGGGAUUGUUUUAGGAGGCUUUAUCGCCUUCUGUUUCCUAAUGUUGCUGUGGUUCUGGUGA